Molecule: messenger RNA, 8329 nt
Organism: Lynx canadensis (Canada lynx)
Lineage: Eukaryota; Metazoa; Chordata; Mammalia; Carnivora; Felidae
Gene: IGSF9B
Product: immunoglobulin superfamily member 9B
Exons: 20
Coding region: 79-4386 (1435 amino acids)
Biological process (GO): cell-cell adhesion
Molecular function (GO): protein binding
Source: RefSeq, a predicted model, not a curated record
CGCUCGGGCGCGAGAAGUGUGCGGGCGCAGGAGCACUUUGCGAUAGGAUGAGGCUCUUGGCUGGCGCGCGGUAGUACUAUGAUUUGGUAUGUGGCCACUUUGAUAGCAAGUGUGAUCAGCACCCGAGGUCUUGCGGCUCAAGCUGCCCACGGCCUUCGAGAGGAGCCUGAGUUUGUUACUGCGAGAGCCGGUGAGGGCGUGGUCCUGCGAUGCGAUGUGAUUCACCCAGUGACGGGACAGCCCCCACCCUAUGUCGUGGAGUGGUUCAAGUUUGGGGUGCCCAUCCCUAUCUUCAUCAAGUUUGGCUACUAUCCCCCUCAUGUGGACCCUGAGUAUGCAGGCCGGGCAAGUCUUCAUGAUAAAGCAUCCCUGCGACUGGAGCAGGUUCGCUCUGAGGACCAGGGCUGGUACGAGUGCAAAGUGCUCAUGCUGGACCAACAAUAUGACACCUUUCACAAUGGUAGCUGGGUCCACCUUACCAUCAACGCUCCUCCCACCUUUACGGAAACACCCCCCCAGUACAUCGAGGCCAAGGAGGGCGGCAGUGUUACCAUGACCUGCACAGCUUUUGGGAACCCCAAGCCCAUUGUCACCUGGCUGAAGGAGGGGACACUCCUAGGUGCUAGUGGGAAAUACCAGGUGAGUGAUGGCAGCCUGACGGUGACAUCGGUCAGUAGGGAGGACAGAGGUGCCUACACCUGUCGUGCAUACAGCAUCCAGGGGGAGGCUGUUCAUACCACUCACCUGCUUGUCCAAGGGCCUCCCUUCAUCGUUUCCCCUCCUGAGAACAUCACUGUCAACAUAUCCCAGGAUGCUCUGCUCACCUGCCGGGCAGAGGCGUAUCCCGGCAACCUUACCUACACCUGGUAUUGGCAGGACGAGAACGUCUACUUCCAGAAUGACCUGAAGUUGAGAGUGCGGAUCCUGAUCGAUGGGACCCUGAUCAUCUUCCGGGUGAAACCUGAGGAUGCAGGGAAAUACACCUGUGUUCCUAGCAACAGCCUGGGGCGCUCCCCUUCUGCCUCAGCAUACUUAACUGUGCAGUAUCCAGCCCGUGUCCUCAACAUGCCCCCUGUCAUCUACGUGCCCGUGGGAAUUCACGGCUAUAUCCGAUGCCCUGUGGAUGCAGAGCCACCAGCCACCGUGGUCAAGUGGAACAAAGAUGGCCGCCCCCUGCAGGUUGAGAAGAACCUGGGUUGGACCUUGAUGGAGGAUGGCUCUAUUCGGAUUGAGGAGGCCACAGAGGAGGCUCUUGGCACUUACACCUGUGUGCCUUACAACACCUUGGGGACCAUGGGCCAGUCUGCUCCUGCACGGCUUGUCCUGAAGGACCCCCCGUAUUUUACGGUGCUACCAGGCUGGGAGUAUAGGCAGGAGGCUGGCCGGGAGCUGCUUAUCCCCUGUGCUGCUGCAGGGGACCCUUUCCCUGUCAUCACUUGGAGAAAGGUAGGGAAGCCCAGCAGAAGCAAGCACAAUGCCCUGCCCAGCGGGAGUCUCCAGUUUCGAGCCCUGAGUAAGGAGGACCACGGGGAGUGGGAGUGCAUCGCCACCAACGUGGUCACCAGCAUCACUGCCAGUACCCACCUGACCGUCAUCGGCACCAGCCCCCAUGCCCCGGGCAGUGUCCGGGUCCAGGUCUCCAUGACAACUGCCAACGUGUCCUGGGAGCCAGGCUAUGAUGGAGGAUUCGAGCAGACAUUCUCAGUUUGGAUGAAGCGGGCACAGUUUGGGCCCCAUGACUGGCUAUCUUUGCCAGUGCCACCGGGACCCAGCUGGUUGCUAGUGGAUGCCCUGGAGCCUGAGACAGCAUACCAGUUCAGCGUCCUGGCCCAGAACAAGCUGGGAACGAGCGCCUUCAGUGAGGUGGUCACUGUGAACACUUUAGCAUUCCCUAUCACAACUCCAGAACCCCUGGUGCUGGUUACCCCACCGAGGUGCCUCACAGCCAAUCGGACCCAGCAGGGUGUGCUCCUGUCUUGGUUACCCCCUGCCAAUCACAGCUUUCCCAUUGACCGCUACAUCAUGGAAUUUCGUGUCGGGGAACACUGGGAGACGUUAGAUGGUGCCAUCCCGGGCACUGAUGGAGACUUCUUUGCCAAGGAUCUGUCACAGGACACCUGGUACGAGUUCCGGGUUCUGGCCGUCAUGCAGGAUCUGAUCAGUGAGCCCAGCAACAUUGCCGGUGUCUCCAGCACAGACAUCUUCCCACAGCCGGACCUGACCGAUGACGGGCUAGCUCGGCCUGUGUUGGCUGGAAUCGUAGCUACCAUCUGCUUCUUGGCAGCUGCCAUCCUGUUCAGCACCCUGGCCGCCUGCUUUGUCAACAAGCAGCGCAAGCGUAAGCUCAAGCGCAAAAAAGAUCCUCCACUCUCCAUCACUCACUGCAGAAAGAGCUUGGAGUCUCCCCUGUCAUCUGGCAAGGUGAGCCCUGAGAGCAUCCGCACUCUCCGGGCCCCAUCGGAGUCCUCUGAUGACCAAGGCCAGCCAGCAGCCAAGAGGAUGCUGAGUCCCACCCGGGAGAAAGAGCUGUCAUUGUACAAGAAGACCAAGAGGGCCAUCAGCAGCAAGAAGUACAGCGUGGCCAAGGCUGAGGCUGAGGCUGAGGCCACGACACCCAUUGAGCUCAUCAGCAGAGGCCCUGAUGGCCGCUUCGUGAUGGAUCCCUCUGAGAUGGAGCCCUCGAUGAAGAGCAGGCGCAUUGAGGGCUUUCCCUUUGCCGAGGAGACGGACAUGUACCCUGAGUUCCGCCAGUCAGAUGAGGAGAAUGAGGACCCGCUGGUGCCCACAUCUGUGGCUGCCUUGAAGUCCCAGCUGACCCCUCUGUCAUCCAGCCAGGAGUCCUACCUGCCACCACCAGCAUACAGCCCUCGGUUCCAGCCCCGUGGGCUGGAGGGCCCCGGCGGCCUGGAAGGUCGGCUCCAGGCCACAGGCCAAGCCAGACCUCCCGCCCCCCGGCCCUUCCACCAUGGCCAGUAUUAUGGGUACCUCAGCAGCAGCAGCCCUGGGGAGGUGGAGCCACCGCCCUUCUACAUGCCAGAAGUGGGCAGCCCCUUGAGCUCUGUCAUGUCCUCCCCGCCCCUGCAUACUGAGGGGCCUUUUGGCCACCCCACCAUUCCUGAGGAAAACGGAGAGAACGCUUCCAACAGCACGCUGCCCUUGACUCAGACACCCACGGGAGGGCGCUCCCCUGAGCCCUGGGGUCGGCCAGAAUUCCCCUUUGGGGGACUGGAAACCCCGGCCAUGAUGUUUCCCCACCAGCUGCACCCCUGUGACGUAGCCGAGAGUCUGCAGCCCAAGGCUUGCCUCCCUCGAGGACUGCCCCCCACCUCCCUGCAGGUGCCCGCGGCCUACCCGGGCAUCUUGUCUCUGGAGGCGCCCAAGGGCUGGGCAGGCAAGUCGCCGGGCAGAGGCCCCGUCCCAGCACCGGCCUCCGCUAAGUGGCAGGACAGACCUAUGCAACCUCUGGUGAGCCAAGGGCAGCUAAGACAUACCAGCCAAGGUAUGGGCAUACCCGUGUUGCCUUACCCCGAGCCGGCUGAGCCGGGGGGGCACAGUGGCCCCAGCACAUUUGGCCUGGACACCCGGUGGUACGAGCCCCAGCCCCGGCCCCGGCCCAGCCCCCGGCAGGCCAGGCGCGCCGAGCCCAGUUUACAUCAAGUGGUGCUACAGCCCUCCCGGCUCUCGCCUCUGACCCAAAGUCCCCUGAGCUCCCGCACCGGCUCCCCUGAGCUUGCCGCCCGGGCCCGGCCCCGCCCGGGCCUCCUGCAGCAGGCAGAAAUGUCGGAGAUCACCCUGCAGCCACCGGCCGCUGUCAGCUUCUCUCGCAAGUCCACGCCAUCCACCGGCUCCCCUUCCCAGAGCAGCCGCAGCGGGAGCCCCAGCUACCGGCCCACCAUGGGCUUCACCACUCUGGCCACAGGCUACCCCUCCCCUCCGCCAGGCCCUGCAGGGCCUGCGGACAACCUGGAUGUGUUUGGACAGACGCCUUCCCCUCGAAGGAUGGGGGAGGAGCUGCUCAGACCAGAGCCCCCCCCACCGCCAUUACCUACUUCAGGAACACAUCCACCUGCACCUGGGCAUGCUGCUGCACCUGAGAGGCUGGAGGCUCUGAAAUACCAACGGAUAAAGAAGCCCAAAAAGUCAUCCAAGGGCUCUUCGAAGUCAAAGAAACGAUCCGACGGUUCUGCCUCCCAGGCUCAGCAGCUUCCAGACUCCCAGGUUCUGUGGCCCGAUGAAGCCGUCUGCCUCCGAAAGAAGAAGAGACACUCUCGGCCUGACCCUUUUGCCCGCCUCUCAGACCUGUGCCACCGCCAGCUUCCAGAAGACCAGACGGCGAUUCUCAACAGCGUGGAUCAUGAUGACCCUGGCCAUGCCACCCUGCUGUGACACGACACAACUCUAAGUGUUCCCUGAGUGGCAGUGCUGGGCUGAGGGGCAAGGGAGGAUGAGGGUGUGCCAGCAGGCAGGCAGUUUCUGGGGCUGCUCUGACCUUUGUUCUGUUCAUUCUGCCUCUGGCCAGAGUGGAACCUCUGAACCCUGGCCAUCCGGUCUCACUUUCGGGACAGAAGGCCAGGGGCAGACCUGUAGGUAGAGAUCAGAAAGUGAACCAGGGACAGGGAGAGAUCUGCCUCCUUCCCACCUCUCCCCUCUUCCCUGGCUUGAUUUUUCUCACCUCUUCAAAUAUCUUUGGAAGUGAAGAAGGGGAAAGCAAUGGCUUUUACUGCUCUCUGCUUGUGUUUCAGUUUCUCAAAUCCUGGAAGAGGGCUGGACUUCCACCCCAUCUUCCAAAUCUACAUAUAUAUAGAUAUAGAUACAAAUGCAUAUGUAUGUAGUUUGUGGGCUUCUCUAUGUAUAUAUAUGUACAUUGAAGCAAAGUGCUGUUUAUUUCUGUGGUCAGUGAAGGAAGGAGGUAGAGGGCAGCAUACUGCUGGGGUUUGUGAGUAGGACUGGCUGAGAGCCAGCUGGGCAUCUGAUAUCCGUCCUGGGUAUUCUUCCUUCUGAAACAGGAUUCAUGGCUUCUCAGCUGAACUCUACCUUCUCCUGUCCAGAGCAGAAAUGGGUCUUCCAAUGCUUUCUAGCUGCCUGCUUUGGGGGUUCAGCAAUGAGUUACCACAGAACUAAACACAAGCCUUUAUUUCUUGGUUCCUGGGUGAAGAAAGGGUAGCCAGCAAAAGGGCCAGACUGGCAUCUUUCUUCCUUCCACAGUUUGUCCCAUGCUGCGGAAGUAGAAGCUGCUUAGCAGUGGGGCCAAGAAGCAGGUCCUGAUGCACAAACUCGAGCUGAUUCGUCAGUCCCCUUUGGUCCAGCCAGGGCCAGAAGCCCUGUGGCCAAAGGGCUUCCCGUUCUGGAGCCAUCUGUUCUGAACACCAAGCUGCCGCGGCUCUAUUUAUAUCCUGCCUCUGGCUCAGCACCCUCUGGAGCGCUGCUCCAAAGGCACUGAUUGGAUUCCUCCUUUCCUUUUGUGGGAGCUAAUUCCCCAGAUUGAUUAAUUGCCACUUGUGGGGAGCCCGCCUGCGUCUCCUUUCCAUCUCUCCACAUGCUGCCUGCAGACUCUUCUUUGCCCUGGGCCCUCCUGCAUUCCGUGGACCCAAGCUCCAACAGGAUGGGAUCACAUGAAGCUAGGGUGCCUCAGAUUUCCAGAUUCUGGGGCAACUCUGGAUCCCCUCUCUUCCCUCAGUUUUAUUUCUGUGGAACUGGCUGAGGCAAAGGGAUGAAGGUAGAAGGGUUAUAGGUAGGGGCCUGGGUUCUGGUCCUUUUUCUGCCAAAAUCUUGUCCUAGUUCAAACUAUUAGCACCCAGAAGCUUCUGUGCAGUCAUCUUACAGUGACUAAAGAUGCAUCUCCAGUAAGAUAAUGGUGCUGCCCAAGAGCAGGACAGAAGGUCCUGAAGAUGGAUAGGGGUGCAUCUGCUCUUUCCCUUCUUCUUAUGCAGGAGCCUGUGUUCUGACUACCUGGGAAUAAAGGUGGCUGUCAGGUUCCUUGAAGUAUUUCCUUCUUGGUGCUGUUGUCUUGGUGGGUUUGGGGACAUCUACCCCUCCCCAGUUACCUGCUUGGAUGUUGGCCAGGUCAAAGCUCUAGAGGCUUCUGCUGGUCUCACUGCAGUUGUGACUGGUUUAGCCCACAUGACCUCAGCAAGGGGGGCUCUGAGAGCUGGGGAGCUUCUCCCUGCUGGGAACUUCCAUCUUAGGGAAUGGAUUCUUCUCUGCCACACAAGCCCCGGUGCUUCCUUUAUCUUGCCUAGAGAGUGGGGACCAACUCCACUUUUGGGGUCUGGCUACAUGCCACAUAGCCAUGGUUCCUUUCUAAGGGCAGUGAGUCAUGGUGACAGAGGUGGGAGAGGGCAGUUUCUGGCCCUCAUCUUGUUGACUGCCCCACUGCUCUGGACUGGGCCUUGUACCCUUGGGGUGGAGCCUCAACCUUCUGGCCAAUGCACUUCUUCUGGCAUCCAAGACCACUUUACCACCAGGUGGCAGUUCCAGCAAAACAGAAAAGCAGAGGUCGGGUGACUGUCUGCUUUUCAGAGGCAGCACUACCUCUGCCACCGUGCCCGAUAAGUGACUCACUGAGUACCUCUCCUAGGACAUGCAGGGAAUGGACAUGGGUCUCAUACCAAGUCAGUUUGAACCCUCUCUGGGCAUGUUGUUUGCCAACCAGGGUGGAUCCUGGAUGAAAUGUGAAUGUGGGAUGCCAGGGCUGAAGGACUUCAGGGUGAAUUGGGCCAAUCUUUCUGAGCCCUGCGCUUGGAAUUCUAGGUCCUGAGCUUACAGAAGAGGAGAAGAUGGGGUGGAAGGCUUUGCCAUUUUAGGGUGUCCUACAAGACUGAGAGCCUAUCUCUGGGCUGAGGUGCCUCAGACUACAGCUGUGCUUUCCCAAGCGAGCCAUCUCCAGGGACCCCCAGUGAGCCAUAUCCAGGGCUAACAAAGGUGCUGACUCCUGUCUUCUCUUCUUCCUCUGGCAGUGCACCUUACCUCAGCGCAUCAGACCAAAUGGUUGGAGCUGUGCUUUUUUGCUGGCCACUGAGUGGCAACUAUGCUGGGACAUCCCUAAGGCUAGGGAAAGGACACAUAGCCAACCUAACCUUUUGACAGCCUCACACUCAUUUCUCCUCCUAAGAGGGCUUCCUUCUUGUGACAGUGUCCUUGAAGGCCAGCAGCCUCCCUGCAGCCCUGGGAGCUAUUUCAGUCCUUCCUUUAAGGGCUGUGGUGGGAAUUGGCAGAAUACAGUCCCCUUUGUCCCUCUGAUGGAGGGUAAAGAUGUCACAGGCACAUGCUUCCAUGCUGGGUGUGUGCGCAUGCGUGUGAGGGCGUGGUUGUGAACAUGUGCAUGAUGGGGGUCUAGCCUUUUCUUGGGACCAAAUGUCCUUUGUACUCUGCACUUGAACAAUGGCGAUGUGCACUUUUGAGCUUCCUAGGACUUUCGUGCUCCACUCUGUGGGUGAUCAAACGUCCUCCAGACUUCCUCUUUUAUGGUCUGGUAGCUUUGCAGAAGAAGCAACUCAGAUAAAAACCUAUUCUUGUGUCUCAGACUUUUGCCUAUCCAUUCAUUCCACACCUUGACUGGAAACUGAUUGUUUCAGGGUUAGGUGAUUCUCAGACCAGGGAAAGGAUUAAAUGAUUCUCAGAGGAGCCUGAGGCUGAAAGCACUUAGGGGGAUCUGAGACUACAAUUGUUUGAGGGGGAAUAAAUGAGCAAUAAGGAGAAGGUGAAUUCUGUUUCUUGAUUGCUGGCUGACCACACUGAGUGGGUUUCAUGGCUUGUGUGGGGCCUUGUGUGUGUAUCAUUGUUUGUGGCCCAGCUCAGCACAUGCUAGUGAGCCCUGCCGCCAUAUCUCCCUUGUGACUUUCCUUGAGAGAUGGGGGUUAUGAGAGGCCUUGGGAGAUUCCACUUUCUCUAUAGGCAGUCUGCUUCAUCCCACAGGGCUGGUGAGGUCUGUGCCCCAUUUAGAAGAGGGGCCUAUGUCCCAUGAUCAUGCUCUAGGGGGCAUCUCAAGCAGGGGUAGACUGGGGUGAGUAAUUAUUAAUAUUUUUCAGUGCUCUCUGUCUUUAUUUUGAUUUGGGAUCUAAAAUAUUUAGGAUUAAACUGAUUCCAGUUGUUUCCCUGUGUCCUUUUUAUGCAGAAGACACUGGGUAGGGUUCAGAUGUGGAAUUUCCUGAUGAGUUUGGUUUUUGUUUUAGCUCAUUUGAGUUUUUGCUGAGUUGACAAAACAGUAGCUUCAAGGGAGAAACAGACUUCACCAAGUCAGGGUGACUUUGCCACUUCCUAGGAUUAAAAUCCAUGGCUGAGGUGUGUGUGGCUGGAGCUGUUUCUUCCAGUUUUGUUAGAAAAGCCUUCU